Molecule: messenger RNA, 273 nt
Organism: Schistosoma rodhaini
Lineage: Eukaryota; Metazoa; Platyhelminthes; Trematoda; Strigeidida; Schistosomatidae
Source: the annotation of a GenBank genome assembly
AUGUCUGAAAUAUCAAAUAAAACAGGAAAUAUAAAUCAUGAAAAUGGUCAGGUCAAAAAAAUGGGAAGAUCAGUGGAUGAACAGCAUUUGGCUUUACGAAAAUCAUAUUCUUCCAAAACUCUAUUUCAACAAAUCGCAUGGAGAAGUUUAGAUAAUUCUAGACGACAAAAAAACAUGCUAACUGGGGAUUAUGCGGAACCGCUUUGGGCAAUGGUUUUAGAUAAGAAAAUGGAAAUAAAUCAUAUACCAGUUAGAACAUUUCGAUUACCAUAA